AUGUGUUAUGAGCCUGACUUUCAAAAAAUAAAAUUAUUAGCUGCACUUUCAAGCAGCAGGAACUACGAGCCUCACUUUCAAAAGAAAGAGGAGUAUCUCUCUCUCUCGCUCUCUCUCUCUCUCUCUCUCUCCCUCUCUCUCUCUCUCUCUCUCUCUCUCUCUCUCAGCCUCUAUCUAUCUCAAUAUAUUCCUACCUAUCUAUCUAUCUAUCUAUCUAUCUCAAUAUGUUCCUAUCUAUCUCAAUAUGUUUCUAUCUAUCUAUCUAUCUAUCUAUCUCAAUAUGUUCCUAUCUAUCUAUCUAUCUAUCUAUCUCAGCCUGUUCAGUAUCUAUCUAUCUAUCUAUCUAUCUAUCUAUCUCAAUAUAUUCCUAUCUAUCUAUCUAUCUAUCUAUCUAUCUAUCUAUCUAUCUAUCUUGUUCUUAUCUCUGUCUCUCUAUCCUUUUCUUAUCUCACUCUCUCUCUCUAUCUUUUUCUUUUAUAUCUAUCUAUCCUGCUCUUAUCUCUCUCUCUCUCUCUCUCUCUAUCUAUCUAUCUAUCUAUCUACCCUGUUCUUAUCUCUUUCACUCACUCUAUCUGUCUAUGUAUUUAUCUAUCUAUCUAUCCUGUUUUUAUGUCACUCUAUCUAUCUAUCUAUCUAUCUAUCUAUCUAUCUAUAUAUCUAUCUAUCUCCUUGUUUCUAUAUCUCUGUUUAUCUCUCUCCUCUUUUUAUCUCUCUCUUCCUCCUGUAUCUAUCACUAUGUUUCUCUCUCUCUCUCUCUCUCUCUCUCUCUCUCUCUCUCAUUCUCUCUCUCCUAUUUCUAUUUCUCUUUUUCUCUCUUACACCGGUUUCCAUCUCUGUCUCUCUUCCUCUCUCUUGUCUAUCUCUCUCUCUCUCUCUCUCGCUCUCUCCUAUUUCUAUCACUCUAUUUUCUUUCUUCUCUCUCUCUCUGAUUCUCUCUCUCCUGUUUCUAUCCCCAUGUGUCUCUUUCUCUCUCUGUUUCUAUCACUCUGUUUUUUUAUCUCCUGUUUCUAUCUCACUGCUGCUUCUCUAUGA
Molecule: messenger RNA, 1032 nt
Organism: Acanthosepion pharaonis
Lineage: Eukaryota; Metazoa; Mollusca; Cephalopoda; Sepiida; Sepiidae
Source: the annotation of a GenBank genome assembly